Messenger RNA from Syzygium oleosum, 1886 nucleotides. Its product is annotated as protein TIC 214-like. The transcript has a single exon. Bases 169 to 1743 code for a protein of 524 amino acids. The record is from RefSeq and is a predicted model, not a curated record. Gene Ontology annotation, cellular component: membrane. Lineage: Eukaryota; Viridiplantae; Streptophyta; Magnoliopsida; Myrtales; Myrtaceae.
CCAUCCAUAUCACAAUUCCAUUCAUUUAAUAUCCCUUUGGUGUCAUUGACAUAAGAGAUGUCGUUUCUAGUCUAUAUCUUUCUAUUUCUAUAUAUGGAAAGUUAAAAAAUCAUCAUAUAAUAAUCCAGAAAAGAAAUCGAAAUAGAAAAGAAAAAAGGGAGGUUUGUGAUGAUUUUGAAAUCUUUUCUACUAGGUAAUCCAGUAUCCUUAUGCAUGAAGAUAAUAAAUUCGGUCGUUAUGGUCGGACUCUAUUAUGGAUUUCUGACCACAUUCUCCAUAGGGCCCUCUUAUCUCUUCCUUCUGCGAGCUCGGGUUAUGGAAGAAGGAGAAGAAGGAACCGAGAAGAAGGUAUCCGCAACAACGGGUUUUAUUGCGGGACAGCUCAUGAUGUUCAUAUCGAUCUAUUAUGCGCCUCUGCAUCUAGCAUUGGGUAGACCUCAUACAAUAACUGUCCUAGCUCUACCGUAUCUUUUGUUUCAUUUCUUCUGGAACAAUCACAAACACUUUUUUGAUUAUGGAUCUACUACCAGAAAUUCAAUGCGUAAUCUUAGCAUUCAAUGUGUAUUCCUGAAUAAUCUCAUUUUUCAAUUAUUCAACCAUUUCAUUUUACCAAGUUCAAUGUUAGCCAGAUUAGUCAACAUUUAUAUGUUUCGAUGCAACAACAAGAUGUUAUUUGUAACAAGUAGUUUUGUUGGUUGGUUAAUUGGUCACAUUUUUUUCAUGAAAUGGGUUGAAUUGGUAUUAGUCUGGAUACAGCAAAAUAAUUCUAUUCGAUCGAAUGUACUUAUUCGAUCGAAUAAGUACCUUGUGUCAGAAUUGAGAAAUUCUAUGGCUCGAAUCUUUAGUAUUCUCUUAUUUAUUACCUGUGUUUACUAUUUAGGCAGAAUACCGUCACCCAUUGUUACUAAAAAAUUCAAAGAAACCUCAGAAACGGAAGAAAGGGGGGAAAGCGAAGAAGAAACAGAUGUAGAAAUAGAAACAACUUUCGAAACGAAGGGGACUAAACAGGAACAAGAGGGAUCCAUUGAAGAAGAUCCUUCUCCUUCCCUUUUUUCGGAAGAAAAGGAGGAUCCGGACAAAAUCGAUGAAAGAGAAGAGAUCCGAGUGAAUGGAAAGGAAAAAACAAGGGAUGAAUUCAACUUUCAAGAGACAUUCUAUAAAGAUAGCCAAGUUUAUAAAACUUCUUAUAUGGAUCGGAAUAAAAAUAAAGAGAAUUCGAAAUUAGAAAUAUUUCAAGAAGAUCCAUUUUUAUUAUGGUUUGAAAAACCUCUUGUGACUCUUCUUUUCGACUAUAAACGAUGGAAUCGUCCAUUGCGAUAUAUAAAAAACAAUCAAUUUGAAAAUGCCGUAAGAAAUGAAAUGUCACAAUAUUUUUUUUAUACAUGUCGAAACAAUGGAAAAGAAAGAAUAUCUUUUGCGUACCCCCCCAGUUUGUCAACUUUCUUGGAAAUGAUACAAAAAAAAAUUUCUUUGUUGACAAGAGAAAAACUACCCUCUGAUGAAUUGUAUGAUCAUUGGAUUUAUACCAAUGAACAAAAAAAGAACAACUUGAGCAAAGAAUUUAGAAAUCGAAUGGAAACUCGAAAUAAAGGAUCCAUUACUCUAGAUGUACUCGAAAAAAGAACUAGAUUGUGUAAUGAUGAAAAUAAAAAAGAAUACUUGCCUAAAAUAUAUGAUCCUUUUUUGAAAGGGCCCUGUCGUGGAAGGGUCAAAUCUUUUUUUUUCAUCCCCAAUCCUAAAUAAAAUUUCUAUAAAAAAUUACAUCGAGACAGGUUGGAUAAAUAAGAUUCAUGUUAUACUUUUUAAUACUGAUCAGGAAAACUUGGAAAAACAAAUAGAUGCAUUUGAUAGAAAUUCAUUAUCAACAGAAAAAAAACUUUAUUUAU